GCUCAACUCAUUCUUAUAAACUCUGAUUUCUCGGUGGAUUAUCCAUUUCCCUUAUAUCCCAAUGUGGUUACAGUAGGGGGGCUUACUACUCGUCCAAAACAACCAUUAAGCGAGACAUGGGAGGAAUUUAUGGCUUCCUCUGGACAACAUGGUGUGGUCCUAUUUACACUGGGGACCUAUGCUGGUUCUGCUGCAACGCUACCAUUGUGCGAGAUGGAGAAAUUGUCUCGGGCAUUCAGUCUCGUACCCCAGCGCGUGGUCUGGCAAAUGAAGGGAGAGCCACCCCGUCCUUACAGGUCGGCGAGAACACGCGAAUCGUUCCAUGGAUGCCCCAAAAUGACCUGCUAGGUGACCCCAGACUAAAGGCACUGGUCUUCCACGGCGGUAACAACGGCAUGUACGAGGCCCUCUACCACGGGGUACCUAUGGUGGUCUUGCCGCUCAUCUUCGACCAUCCCGACGUCGCCGUCCGGAUCGUCGACCGCGGGAUGGGCAUCGCAGUCAACUUCUUCUCGUUCACCAGCGAAGAGUUAACGAAAGCCAUCAACGAUGUCAUCAAUAAUUCGAGCUACAAGGAGAACGUACUUCGAUGGUCGUCCAUCUUCAAGGCCAAUCCGCAGCUUCCCAUGGAGAGAGCUGUAUUCUGGAUCGAGCACGUCCUCAAGUACGGCGGCGACUACCUCCGCACAUCUCGGACUGAGCUCUACUUCUGGCAGGUCUGGUCCCUCGACGUCUACGCCUUUCUCCUCCUCAUAGUCUAUCUAUGCUACCGGGUUCUCAAGUUCAUGUAUAUCCGGCAGUAUCAUCGCAUUCUAUCGAGCGGUUGCUGUCUCAUCGUCGGUUAUCCGCUCCGGAAGCUUUGUCCCGGUCUCAGAUUCCGACUCAACAUGAGCGGUAAUGUGGGGAUGCGUUUCUGGGGAACACGCGGGCCUCGGAACAACGGAAAAGUUUGAUAUUUAAAUAGCUUCUCUUUCUCUUUCUCCCCUCUCUCUUUCUCUCUCUCUCUCUCUCUCUCUCUCUCUCCCUCUCUCUCUCCCUCCCCCCCCCCAUCUCUUUCUCUUUGGGCGUCUUUCGAAAAUCAAAGAAACACCAAAGUUAUGCUCUUAUGGAUUAUUACCGUGCUUGAUGUAUUUUUUCUAAGGUAGUUGUACACCAAUACUUAAUAUGACUUCCAAGCGUUACUAGUUCAAUGAUGACGAGUCUACUACACCUGUUUUGGGGUGGACGUUAUUGUUCAAGAACAUCACGCAGUGAUGAAACAUUGCCUACUUGAUCCUCAUAUAAAUAACCUAAAGUCAUGAAAAUAAAGCUUUUUAACCGCUGUCUAUGACGUUUGCACAAAAUUGAGACCUCCAGUAUAGAAUGAUGUUAAUAUAUGCACAGAAAUAUCGAUGAAUGUAUAAUAAAAAUGAUAAAUAUAAACAGGGGCGGACUGGUCGUGUGAAGUAUAAAGAGCUGCUCAGUAUCACACUUAAAAUUGGACCCCAAUUUUUAGGGGCAUCUCAAUUUGAAUAUUGGUAUGGUAAUACAAAAUUGUUAACAAAAUUUGGUUCAUAGGUUAGAUGGGGGUAGAAUCGACUUAACUUGUUUCUGUUUCGGGGGGGGGGGGGGCUCUAGGGGCUAUAUCCGACGGCUAUGCUUUGGCUGAUAACUCGGGUCACAUCCUGUGUGCUCGGAUGGCUUGUUUGACUAUUUCGAUACAGGCUCUCAAGACUAUUUGAAGACUACCCCCCCCCCCCCUCCCCCUCUCCCCAGCGCUCCCAGGCUUAGCAUAUUAUAUAUGGGCAUGUGAAUAAUUUCGAAACGCUGGUAUUUUAGGUCGAUUCGACCGGCCUCUCGGACAUUCCGGGGUCGAACUUUAGUUCCAGUCCGCCCCUGAUUAUGUAUGCAAGUCUCGUAUUGAUGUUCAACAUGUAAAAACAAACUGCACUAGAUUCGGUGCAUGAUUGAUUUUGAGUUGUAUUCUUAGCUCAUGGGCCGGAUGUUCUAAAUGUCAUUACCAGAGUAUGUGAUGUCAUCUCUCUUCCAGAACGAACACUUAAACUGAAAUAAAAUGUUUGUUUUUUAAUUUAAGGAAAUAACACGUACUUAUGACAUAUGCCAAUGAAUUCGAUUGAUACAAAAUAUCGUUGAAGGUGUGUUGAAGUACAGGAAUAACAGAAUUACGGUUGUAUGUGGAUGUUGGAGUAAGUGAAGGUGUUAUUACAUUUACUUAUUUUAAUAUUAUGUAUUUGUUAUUGUUUGAUUUUGUGUUGUAUCUGUUUAUUCAUAAUGCAUUCCAUCUUGUAUUAGGAUAUUUCAUGUUACUAGCUAAAAAUUAAAAUUAUCAUUUUAUGUCGAGCAGACCUCGGCAAGGUAAGAACGAACGUGAUUUCUGUAUGUUAAUUUGCUUUUGCUUGGUUGUUUUUUCGCCUAUUCAAACGUGCGCCACAUUUUGUGUACUAGUAAUAUAUAAUUAUGUUACACUGUCACGCAUUAUGACAUUGACUUUGUUUUUAAUAAUGCACCAAUACUGAAUUGUUUCCAAGACAUGCUCUGAGUUAAGAAAGGGAUGAAGUGCUAUUCAAUGAGCAACAUUAAACUUAAAGCACAGGAUUUUAUCGAAUCCUGUGAACAUAGUGCUUUUUUUAUUGAUUGAUGCCUUCAAAAGAGCAGAUACACAGAAUGUUAAGACUGUUAUUAAAGCCGAGUCUUUUCAAACAGAAA
Molecule: messenger RNA, 2706 nt
Organism: Strongylocentrotus purpuratus (purple sea urchin)
Lineage: Eukaryota; Metazoa; Echinodermata; Echinoidea; Camarodonta; Strongylocentrotidae
Product: UDP-glucuronosyltransferase 2C1-like
Exons: 4
Coding region: 117-953 (278 amino acids)
Molecular function (GO): UDP-glycosyltransferase activity
Source: RefSeq, a predicted model, not a curated record